Messenger RNA from Neolamprologus brichardi, 1046 nucleotides. RefSeq names its product pinhead (gene pnhd). Lineage: Eukaryota; Metazoa; Chordata; Actinopteri; Cichliformes; Cichlidae. The record is from RefSeq and is a predicted model, not a curated record.
AUGGAUAUACAGCAACCUUUCUUACUCUUUCUGUGCGUCCUCCACUUGACCUUGAUGGGAGUGCUGAGCAAACACGUUGACCACAGGAACCUGUUUACACAAAGAGUGUGCUGCAAGAGGCAGAGCCACUUUGUGUACAUUGGACAAGAUAUUUUAGGAAGUCACAUCAGUGUAGAUGUAGGAAUGUGCAGAUCACAUUGUGGGGCCCCAACAACACCACCGUAUGAAGCAGGGAAGCAGCAAUACUCAAAAUAUUCUUCAAUGCUGGACUUCCUCAAGAGCAAAAAAACGAGGACACGUGGACCCGCUGCUUCACAGAGCGCAGGUCCGCUGAACCACCUGCCUUCAUGCGGCGUGACUCAGGUGUGUGAGCCGACUGGGAUGCGCGUGGAUCGGCUUCUUCUGUUCGAGGGACAUCGAGAGGUGGCGGUCAUCGAGGACUGUCACUGUGAGAUCAAGCUGGCCCAGUGCAUCCGAGUUCCCGGACUGAGGACAUACUUCUCUGAAACACCGUAUGAGACAGUCAUUGACGUGGGAGGAUGUUCCCAGUCGAAAGGAUCCCCAGAUGGAUUCUCCUGUGUCCCCACAAAGUUUGAAUCAGCCUUGGUGGAAACCCCUAACGAAGUGGAUCUCAUACAGAUUGUGGCUGCCUGUGAGCUGAAGGAAAGCUGUUACAGGGUUCGAUACGUGGAGUAUUAUUAUGAAACAGUCCACCAUGCAGAGGGAGUCAAAGAAGAGAAGCUCAAAGAAAUAGAUGUGGGCAGAUGUUUGGGAAGCUGCACUACAGGAAACCGAUGCCUUCUCAGGAGUCCAUCCGAUCCAGAAAUCUGCCACUUGUGGUCCGAGAGACAGUCCAGUUCCUGUGUUCCUCAGGGAUAUGAGAGCCACAGCUUUGUGAACCAGUAUGGGCAGAUUCGUACAAUCCUGUCCAUCACUUCCUGCCAUUGUCGAAACUAAUCACAGGCCCGUCUGCUGGAAAAAACAAACAAACUUGAAAGACUUUAAGAGGUUGCCACAGUUGGGCCCCAUAUUUACUGUAGCCCAUU